AUUUGUUCUCGUAAAUAUUCUAUACAGUGCUGUAUAACGUGAGUCUAAAAUUGACGAAAGUCUUGUUUAGCUUAUCAAUUUACAAUGGCAGACAAGGCGAAACAACAAAAAGCCACCAGUAGCAAUGCAUCGCCUUCAGCCAAUGAAGACAGUGCGCCACUUUUUCCACCAACUAAGCCUGGUAAACCAGUCAAUUAUGGCACGAACAACACACUGGAGCUCUUGGAGCGCAUACCCAGCCAAGUGGUCGAUCUCAAGCUGGACGAAGUACUCACUGCCGUUAAAACAGUAGAUAAUUUGUGCGAUUAUCCACGCUGCAAGACCAGAACCAGCCUAAUGGGCCAGGACUGCGAACACUGCAGCAAACGUUUCUGUUUCAAGCACGGUCUCCCCGAGGUUCACGGCUGUGGCGAGAUAAAAAAGCGAGAAGCCCGAAAAGAAUUUCUGCAUCCCAAGCCAUUGAAGACCAUACGCCAAGAAGAGGAGCACAAAAAUGCCAAAAAGAAGCUAAAUGAAAAGCUAAAGAACAUGCAAGUGGCGCGCAUGCAAAAGACCGGCAGUACUAAUGAUAAAAAGAAAAAAUAGACUUGCACCUCUAUCCUUAGGAUUCAUAUAAAUAAACAUGAUGUAAUUUUAAAAAA
This is a messenger RNA of Drosophila mojavensis, 641 nucleotides long. RefSeq names its product DNA-binding protein SMUBP-2. Bases 85 to 585 code for a protein of 166 amino acids. NCBI's taxonomy places the organism in Eukaryota, Metazoa, Arthropoda, Insecta, Diptera, Drosophilidae. The transcript is spliced from 2 exons. The record is from RefSeq and is a predicted model, not a curated record. Gene Ontology annotation, molecular function: zinc ion binding.